AUGGAAGAAGUUCGUCAAGCCGUCAGCGCCGACGCCGAACUGACAUCAAUGGAUCUUCAAAUGCCAAAUUAUAUCGGCGUUAUGUUUACUGUAGAGAUAAUACUGAGAACCCUGAAGUUGAUAUUCCUCGAAGGCUUCACCAAAUGGAGGAGGAGAUAUGUCAAGGAUGACGGUUGUUUUAUCGACUGUAACGACGUUGGAGUUGAGUUCGUCCAUGCCAAAGUGGAGGACCAGAUUGAUCAGCUUCUCCAUGGAGACCUCGAAAUGGAUUUGCUUGACCUUUUAUCGAAAUUCCCAACCAAAGUAGUAGGCAAUCCAUUAGUUGUGAUUCAAGUGAAUACGUUCGAGUGCAAUGGAUUAGCGAUUGGCCUACGCUUUACACACAAGAUUGGUGACAUGUACACCAUGGUCAUGUUCAUUAAUUCGUGGGCUACUGCUUGUCGAGGUAACAUAGACGCGAUAGUCUGUCCAAGUUUCGAGUUGUCAUCUCUAUUCCCAGUGAAAGGGUCGGUGGUUCUGAAGUGGUCUCAACCUCGUAUCGGCAACGAGGGUUACGUCAUGAGGAGGUUCAGGUUCAGCAGUAAUGCUAUAUCGAAGCUGAAAGCCCUGGCCAGGGACAAUGCAAAGGAUUCAAUGGCCUACACUUCCCAGCCUUCAAGGGGGCAGGUUGUUUCGGCACUAAUAAGUAGGGCUUUCUUCAGUAUUGAUCGAAAUACGCACAGUGGACACAGGACUUUCGUGGUUUGUACGCCAAUAAACUUGCGUGAGAAAGUCAGUCUAGCAAAUACCCGCGAAUUCUUGUGGCAAUCUCUUCGCCUUACUGUUUGCGCAGUCCGGUCAACCUGA
This is a messenger RNA of Eucalyptus grandis, 846 nucleotides long. Its product is annotated as acetyl-CoA-benzylalcohol acetyltransferase. The record is from RefSeq and is a predicted model, not a curated record. Lineage: Eukaryota; Viridiplantae; Streptophyta; Magnoliopsida; Myrtales; Myrtaceae. The transcript has 2 exons. The coding region runs from base 1 to 846 and encodes 281 amino acids.